GGGAGGCGGCGGCGGCGGUGCCGCAGUGAGGGCGGGGGCCACCACCAUGAGCCUGGUGCUGGAGGCGAUGCUGGGCCCCCCGGGGGGGCUCCGCAAGGAGCCUGCCCGCUCCAUGCCGCGCUCCGCCGCCUCCUCCUCCUUCUCCUUCUCCUCCAGCGGCUUCCACUCGUGGUCGGUCCCGGGGCGCUCGGGGAUCGCGGCGCGGGGCGGUGGCGGCGGCGGGGGGGGCAGCGCCGCCGCUUCGUCGUCGGCCACCACCGAGAGCCUGGAGUCGCUGGAGGGGGGGGAGCCGAGAGCUCGCAGCGAGAAGGAGCUGCUGCAGGCGCUGAACGAGCGCUUCGCCGGUUACAUCGAGCGGGUGCGGGCGCUGGAGCAGCGCAACCGGGCGCUGGCGGCCGAGGCGGCGGCGCUGCGGCAGCAGCAGGCGGGGCGCACGGCCAUGGGCGAGCUGUACGCCCGGGAGCUGCGCGAUAUGCGGGGAGCCUUGGUGCGCCUGGGGGCCGAGAAGGGGCAGCUGAGGCUGGAGCGGUGCCGCCUGGCCGAGGACGUGGCCGCGCUGCGGGGCAGGCUGGAGGAAGAGGCUCGGCACCGCGCCGGGCUGGAGGCGGCGGCGAGGGGCUUGGAGCAGCGCUCGGCACGGGAGGAGCGCGCCCGGGGACCGCUGGAGGAGAGAGCCCGGGCGCUGCGGGAGGAGGCCGAGCUGCUGAGGAAGCAGCACCGGGCCGAGGUGGGCGCCCUGCUGCGGGAAGCCCCCGCCGAGCCCCCCCCCGCCUCGCUGCGCCCCGGUGUCACCGCCGCGCUCCGCGACCUGCGCGCACAGCUGGAGGGCACGGCGGCGCGCAGCACCCUGCAGGCCGAGGAGUGGUUCCGCGUGAGGCUGGACAAGCUGUCGGAGGUGGCCAAGGUGAACACGGACGCCAUCCGCCUGGCCCAGGAGGAGAUCUCCGAGUACCGCCGCCAGCUGCAGUCCAAGACCACCGAGCUCGAGGCCCUCAAAGGGACGCAGGAGUCGCUGGAGAGGCAGCGGCAGGACUCGGAGGAGCGGCACCAUGCCGAUGUCCUGUCCUACCAGGAAACCAUCCAGCAGCUUGACAGCGAGCUGAGGAACACCAAGUGGGAGAUGGCAGCCCAGCUCCGCGAGUACCAGGACCUGCUCAACGUCAAGAUGGCACUGGACAUCGAAAUCGCUGCCUACAGAAAGCUCCUGGAAGGGGAGGAAUAUCGGAUCGAGUCCGGUUUCGGGAUGAUCUCCUACCCCGAGGUGGUCCCCAAAGUUCCCGGCAUCGCCGCCAACAUCAAGGUGAAGAGCGAGGAGAAAAUCAAGGUGGUGGAGAAGUCCGAGAAGGAGACGGUGAUUGUGGAGGAGCAGACGGAGGAGAUCCAAGUGACCGAGGAGGUGACGGAGGAGGAGGAGGCUGAGAAAGAGGCCAGAGAGGAGGAAGCUGAGGAAGAAGAAGAGGAGAAAGCUGAAGCAGAGGGUGAAGAAGAAGCCAAGUCUCCUGCAAGGGAGGAGGCCAAAUCCCCAGCUGUGAAGUCCCCAGAGAAACCCGAGUCCCCUACAAAGGAGGAGGCCAAAUCCCCAGCUGUGAAGUCCCCUGAAAAAGUCCCAACGCCCUCCAAGGAGGAGGCCAAGUCCCCCGCGGUCAAGUCCCCAGAAAAGCCACCGACCCCCGCGAAGGAGGAGGCCAAGAGCCCAGCGGUGAAGUCCCCGGAGAAACCCACGCCCCCCACAAAAGAGGAGGCCAAGUCCCCAGCUGUCAAAUCCCCAGAGAAACCUGCAACCCCCUCCAAGGAGGAGGCCAAGACCCCAACUGUGAAAUCUCCAGAGAAGCCCCCAACGCCUGCAAAAGCAGAGGCCAAGUCCCCAGCUGUGAAGUCCCCAGAGAAGCCACCAACACCCUCCAAGGAGGAGGCCAAGUCCCCAGCGGUCAAGUCUCCAGAAAAGCCACCGACCCCCGCAAAGGAGGAGGCCAAGAGCCCAGCCGUGAAGUCCCCUGAGAAACCGGCGACCCCCUCCAAAGAGGAGGCCAAGUCCCCAGCGGUGAAAUCCCCAGAAAAACCCGCAACCCCCGCCAAAGAAGAGGCCAAGACCCCAACUGUGAAGUCCCCGGAGAAGCCCCCAACGCCCUCCAAAGAAGAGGCCAAGUCCCCAGCUGUGAAAUCCCCGGAGAAACCUGCAACCCCCUCCAAGGAGGAGGCCAAGAGCCCAGCCGUGAAGUCCCCAGAAAAACCUGCGACCCCCUCCAAGGAGGAGGCCAAGUCCCCAGCGGUGAAGUCUCCCGAAAAACCCCCAACGCCCCCCAAGGAGGAGGCCAAGGCCCCGGCCGUGAAGUCCCCAGAGCAACCCAAACCUCCCGUGAAGGAGGAGGCCAAGUCUCCGCAGAAGGAGCCCAAAGCCCCCCCGAAGGAGGAGCAGGCUGCCCCCAAGGCGGAGGAGAAGCCCAAAGAGAAGGCUGGGCCAGAGCCUCCGGCCCCAAAGGUGAAGGAGAGCGCCAAGGCCGGCCCCAAACCCGCGGAGGAAGGGAAAGGAGAGGGAAAACCUCCCCAGGAGCCCGGCAAAGCGGCCGUGAAGGAGGCGGAGAAGCCAAAAGCCAAGGAGAAGGCAGAGGAACCAAAGAAAGCAGCGGAGGAACCAAAGAAGGAGAAGGUGGAGGAACCCAAGAAGGCUGAGGAACCCAAAGCCAAACCCAAAGAGGAGCCCCCCAAGGCCGAGAAGCCCCCCGGCACGGACACCAAAGCCCCGGAGCCGGUGCCCGCUGCGGAGAAGAAGAAGUGAGGGGAGCCCCCCCGGCCCCGAGGCAGCACCCCUGGGUGCAGGAGCUGCGAAGGGCGAGACGGGGAGGGACCCCAUGAGGGCCCCCCCCCCCUUGGCCAGGCCUUACCUUAGCAAUAUGUUCGUGAGAGACACAGCCCCUCGCCGCCCCCCCCCUCCCGUGGUAUGUUAUGAUCGCUUCCCCAGCAGAACGCCACGUGCACAGCGCCACAUUUAACACUUGAAUUAGGAGGAGGAGGAGGAGAGCAGCCCCCCUACCCCCCCGGGGGGGUCCGACCACCCUCUUCCCAUAAGUGCAUUUAUGACAGCGAGGGCCACGCGCCCCGCAGAGCUCCAGCUGCAGGGGGGGAGGAACUCGAGCCCACUGUCAGUUGCUUGAUGUGCAAUAACCAAAUAAUAAAGUGCUUACAGAGA
This is a messenger RNA of Anas platyrhynchos (mallard), 3187 nucleotides long. RefSeq names its product neurofilament heavy chain (gene NEFH). The record is from RefSeq and is a predicted model, not a curated record. Gene Ontology annotation, cellular component: axon; neurofilament. NCBI's taxonomy places the organism in Eukaryota, Metazoa, Chordata, Aves, Anseriformes, Anatidae. Gene Ontology annotation, biological process: axon development; intermediate filament bundle assembly. Gene Ontology annotation, molecular function: structural constituent of postsynaptic intermediate filament cytoskeleton.